AUAUUAGGUAUUAUUGUGUGAUUCGCAUCCUUGCUCGUCCCAUACGGAUUCUCCCCUAGGUCUGACUAUUCGGGGGUUAUCAGCUCAUCACCAUCAUGCGAGGUUUACUUUCGGCAGUUGUCUUUGCCCUGACGGCGCUCGAUGCGACUGUCCAGGCAGCCGCGCGAAUGUCUACAGCCCGUGCCCGUGGAGCUCACCUAUUGAGUGUAUUGUCUGCAGCACAAGAGAUAGAUGUCGAGCCUAAGAAGGUCAAGGUGGAGCUGUACAUGGAGUCCAUGUGUCCCUUCUGCAGCACUUUCCUUCAAGGCGCCCUCACCAAGGCGUGGGAGGAUCCUAUCAUCCGGGAUAUCAUGGAGAUCAAUGUAAUCCCUUAUGGAAAUGCGCACGAGAUACCGAACCCCACGGCUGCAGAUGACUAUGGUUACCAAUGCCAGCAUGGCCCCAACGAAUGCCGUGGCAACCUGCAGAUGGCGUGUGCCAAGCACGUACUCAAGGAUUCUGAGAAGUGGUUCCCCUACAUCCGUUGCCUAGAAAUCGAUAACCCCCGAGACCCCGCAUCGGCCGCGAGUGAGUGUGAGAAUAUACUUAUGUUGCCGGAUGAGGAGAUAGUGGCCAUCAGCCAUUGCGUCACAUCGGAUUUGGGUAAAAAACUCAUCCACGAGAAUGCGGUUAAAACUAUGAGCUUGAAGCCACCGCAUAAAUACGUACCAUGGAUCGUAGUAAACGAUAAGCACACCGACGAGCUACAGGCCGCUGCUCAGAGUGACCUCAUUGCACUUGUGUGCGAGCUGUACACCGGCAAGCGUCCGACUGCCUGCCCCACCAACAGUUCUUACCGAGAGUAAAGCGCUCGGGCGUACUUGGAGCAAGAGGAAAACGUGGUGAUGGCCCCUUACCCCUAGAGUUGUAACCGAAAAGUUACAAUAUUGCAAAUAAAUGUUUUAUUUCAGUUUGGCGAGGAAGUAAAAUUGUGCAUGGUUCAACAAGUCGUAAUCAUCAUAUUGACAUAUUCUC
Messenger RNA from Sphaeroforma arctica JP610, 1014 nucleotides. RefSeq lists its product as hypothetical. Lineage: Eukaryota; Ichthyosporea; Ichthyophonida. The coding region runs from base 96 to 845 and encodes 249 amino acids. Gene Ontology annotation, molecular function: oxidoreductase activity, acting on a sulfur group of donors, disulfide as acceptor. The record is from RefSeq and is a predicted model, not a curated record. The transcript has 7 exons.